UUUUCAUUGCUAAUCUCAUUUGUUAUAGGAGGUCACCAACUUUGUUUUAUCUAUGGAUGCUUUGACUCAAGUGACACCCAGCUCUAUCUGACAUUAGACGAUGAUGAAUUGUAUUAUGCAGAUUAUAAAAACAAUGCCAGCGUCUGGGACAGCAAAAUACCAACACCUGUACAUACUGACUACAUAUACCCGUACUCAAAAAAAUACAAAGCCAUGUGUAACAAAGAUAUACAUCGAUGGAAACCAGACCCAGACGUUAGAAGGACUAAAGAUCCUCCAGAAGUGAUUAUUUACACCAAAGAUGAAGUGGUUGAAGAUGUAGAGAACAGUCUUGUGUGUUUUGCCAACAACUUUUACCCACCCGUAAUCAACAUCAGGUGGACCAAGAAUGACAAACUGGUGGCAGAGGAAGAUCCCUUCAUCAAAACUAUUUCCAACUCAGACGGGACGUUUCAUGUCUUCUCCUACCUGAACUUUGUUCCAAAGCAAGGAGACAUUUACAGCUGCACUGUGGAGCAUGAAGCUCUGCAGGAGCCUAAGACCAGGUUUUGGGAUGUUGAAACAGAGGAGAGGAGUAUGGGUCCAACCGUCUUCUGUGCACUUGGCCUGAUUCUUGGGCUUCUUGGAAUUGGUGCAGGAACUUUCUUGUUUGUGAAAGGAAACCAGUAUUGUUACAAUGCAGACACAGUUGGUUAAUGCAUAGCAUAAAACAGUAACUUCAUUUUUGGCUUCAUUUCUAUGGAAUAAACUUUAGGUCGUUUCAGGCUUUAUUUACAGGCAUUUUUCCUAUGCUAUGUUGGUGUUUCAAUAGUAGGCUUGUAAAUGUUCAGGUUAGCUUAAAUUACUACUAGAAAAAUUACACUUCAAUAUAAAUGUCUUUCCUCAACACUACAGUGCAGUUGUGUUGUGUCUUUUUGUCUGAUCAGAUGCAGCAUCCUGUUAGUAACUGCUAUUCAACAAGGAUAUCGUUUAAAAUAAAAAAACUGUUUUCUA
Poeciliopsis prolifica (blackstripe livebearer) is the source of this 993-nucleotide messenger RNA. Its product is annotated as H-2 class II histocompatibility antigen, A-U alpha chain-like. The transcript has 3 exons. NCBI's taxonomy places the organism in Eukaryota, Metazoa, Chordata, Actinopteri, Cyprinodontiformes, Poeciliidae. Gene Ontology annotation, cellular component: membrane; MHC class II protein complex. Gene Ontology annotation, molecular function: MHC class II protein complex binding. The record is from RefSeq and is a predicted model, not a curated record. The annotation marks the transcript as partial. Gene Ontology annotation, biological process: antigen processing and presentation of exogenous peptide antigen via MHC class II; immunoglobulin production involved in immunoglobulin-mediated immune response; immune response.